GUGUCUGCUGCUAAAGGUGAUUUUACAGCUUCUCUGUCCCAUGCGGAUCUUUGCACACAAUUCUCACCUAACACCGCUGAAUUUAGCUCAUUUUUAGUCUCUUUGCUCCUGUUUUUGAAGCCACUUUUUUGAGCAUCGACAAAUUCUUGUGGCAGUUGACUUCUUCCAACAGAAUCCUCUCAUCCUCAAAACAGAAACCAUGGAGCGAUCCAAGUCCUCGUCCAGCCUCAUGUCCGGAAACGUGACGAACAAGAACGACCCCCAUUCUCUGAACUCUCGCGUCUUCAUCGGAAAUCUCAACACGCUGCUCGUCACCAAGGCCGACGUGGAGGCCAUCUUCGCCAAAUACGGGAAGAUCGUGGGCUGCUCCGUGCACAAGGGCUACGCGUUUGUGCAGUACGUGAGCGAGAGGAACGCCAGGGCGGCUGUGGCGGGCGAGGACGGCAGGGUCAUCGUAGGACAGGUGCUAGACAUAAACUUGGCCGGAGAGCCCAAGCCCCACAGAUCAAAGACGGCCAAGCGCUCAGCAUCAGACAUGUACAGUUCCUCCUCACUUGAUCUGGACUAUGACUUUCAAAGAGAUUAUUACGAUCGCAUGUACACGUACCCGUCCCGUCUGCCUGUGCCGUCCCUGCCCCUCUCUCGCCCUGUGGUGCCCUCCAAACGGCCCCGGGUCAGUGUGAGCGGAGGCAGCACCCGAAGGAACCGUAACAGCUUCUCCUCGUCCACCAGGGGGAGCCCACGCAACUCACGAACAAGACAAUUCUCUUCUUCCUCAGUGAGAGUGGACGACCUGCAGACGGUGAAGAGGGAGCUGACUCAGAUCAAACACAAAGUGGACUUCCUUUUGGAGAGUUUAGAGCGAAUGGAGAACAGCGGCAAGAGAACAGAAACUCGCAGUUCGACAGCAGAGCCUGGUGAGGUCUCUCCGGGUUCCUCUUACAAACAUGACGAAGAACUGAACCAAGACCAGAACCACGAGCUGCACUCGGAGGAGGAGGGGGACCUGCUGGACGAGGAGCAGCCCGAGCUGAAGGCUGAAGAGGAGGAGGAGGAGGAGGAUGGAGAACGAGAGGAAGGAGAGGACGAUGGAGACAGCGCCAAUGGAGAUUGAGCAGAAAAACUUUAUUAAUAUUAUUCGUAACCGCACAGAGAACAAUGUUUAUGAUGCACCACAUGGUCAAAUCUACAGACAGGAACAGACGGCGCCAUUUUGAAAUCUUUCCUAUUUUACCUCAAUAACUUUUCCAUUUUUUUUGGUUCAUAUCUUGUUGCAAGUUUAAACUGCAGAAAUAGAAAGGACUCUAUAAGGAAGCUGCUGUUGUUUUGCAUCUUGACCAGCAGAGGGCAGUGUGACAUUAAAACUGCUCUCAAGUUAAGCCAUUUCACCAAUACAACCUACCUGAGCAUGGAUCAUUUUGCCUAUAAAGUUGGAAAUGCACAAACCGAAACCUUUUUGUUUGUAAUUUUAGUUUAUAUUUUACUGUAAGUCAGUGCGAAUCAAUGUAUCUGUUGUUGUCAAGUUUGUAUCAAAAGCACUGGUUCAAAUUAAUAAAUAUGUUUAUAAGUUA
Molecule: messenger RNA, 1571 nt
Organism: Boleophthalmus pectinirostris (great blue-spotted mudskipper)
Lineage: Eukaryota; Metazoa; Chordata; Actinopteri; Gobiiformes; Gobiidae
Product: heterogeneous nuclear ribonucleoprotein C-like
Exons: 10
Coding region: 200-1114 (304 amino acids)
Cellular component (GO): nucleus
Molecular function (GO): RNA binding
Source: RefSeq, a predicted model, not a curated record